Peronospora matthiolae is the source of this 3393-nucleotide messenger RNA. The record is from the annotation of a GenBank genome assembly. Lineage: Eukaryota; Oomycota; Peronosporomycetes; Peronosporales; Peronosporaceae.
AUGCCGUUGAUCAGCGAUCUGUUGGAAGAUCUGGAUAAAGCUCUAUGGUACUGUUCGCUAGACAUGGCUAGUGGAUUUCGGGUCGUCGAAAUGACUGAACGAGCAAAACUGAUCUCAGCGUUUGUCACACCGUUUGGCUUGUUCGAUUGGCUGCGAAUGCCUUUUGGGCUUAAGAACGCGCCCCAUAUCUACCAACGUCUGGUUGACAAUGCGCUGUAUGGAUAUCUCAAGUUCGGCCAGAGAUCAGCCUCUAAUGGCCCGAUCGACGUGUUCAAAGAUGGAGAACCUGAGACAGAUCGACGACCGUCUAUACUGGGACGCCGAUCGUACAUUGACGAUAUUCUCAUACCAGCCACGUCAUGGGGAUCUUUGUACACAAAAGUAGAACGGUUGCUGGAGGCAUGUGAUAAGUGGAAUCUGUCUAUCAGCCUCACGAAGAGCUUUUGGGGGUGCCGUAAGGUCGAUUAUUUGGGACAUCGAGUGUCGAUAGAUGGUCUGGAGGCUCAGCCCAAGAACUUGGAGUCGUUGGUCAACAUCCCGUUCCCUAGCACGCUGCGAGCUAUGCAAUCUGUUCUCGGGAGCUUGAACUACUACAGCCGUUUCAUUGAGGACUUCGCGGUGUACGCCGCGGUGUUGUAUGAGUUAAGAGAAUCGGAUUUCUUCGAGAUCGGCCGAUCUCAGCUUGCAGCAGGAGACGAAUGCUCCAACGAGGGUCGAUGGACAGAAGCCAAGGUUGCUUUCACUAUGCUAAAGGCUAAGAUAGCUACAGCUCCCAUGCUCAAACACUUCGACCCAGAUCGCCCUCCCGUGAUCGUGGUCUACGCUAGCAAGUGGGCUGUCUCAGCGGCCCUGAUACAGGAGUACGAUGGCGUUUAUCAUCCGGUUACGUUUACUAGCCGCACUUUAAAGCCUAAUGAGCUUAACUACGGAACAGUAGAAAAAGAAGUGCUGGCGCUACUUCGUGUGUUGGAUGUAUGCUAUACUACGCUUGCCUCGCGGGAGAUCACUGUACUGACCCGACAUUCUACGUUAGCCUGGUUGAUGCAGUCUCGAGGGCUCAACGGGAGAAUAGGACGGUGGGCUGCUUUGUUGUCAAAUUGGACUAUGGAGGUGAAGAAAUGUGAAAGAGGAGAGGAAGAGAUCCUGGGCAUGUUAGCAGCGAGUAUCACUCCGAGAGGAGAAGUGGAAGAGAUGCUGAUUGCGAUCUCCCCACGAAAAGACUGUCGACUCAAAAUAUCGAUGCCUCCUCCAACGGUGGAAACAGAUGAGGAGUUGCUGGUGGCCAGUUUCGAUGGAUCGGCUAGGAUAAAAAAGAAAGGAGGGUCGUUCAGUGCCGUGAUAUGGAAGUUACCCGAAUGGACGAUCGUGGCGGCCGAAUCGAGAUAUGUUCACGAUCUGACUGUGAAUGAAGCUGAGUAUAAUGGCUUUCUACUGUGCUUUGAGUUACUCGCCGAUCUGGAUAGGGGGCGAGUAAUACUGUGUGGAGAUUCCAGUCUGGUGAUUCGACAGAUGCGCGGUGAGAUCGACUGCAAGGCACCGGGCCUUCAGCUUCUGAGACACAAAGCGUUGGAGGAGCUGCGGUCAUGGCCUAGUCACGAGUUUCUGCAUGUGAAGCGAGAGUGGAAUCAGAGCGCAGAUCGACUAGCCAGCACAGCAUUGCAGAGCGAAAAGGGAAGAACGGUUGUAGCUGAAGAGGAUCGGCAAGAUCUGAUGACUCUGAACCGUCUCGAUGAACUGUUGAAGCCCAAGCAAGAUGGUCAGCUGGCUCGGGUAACUGCGAUCACGAGAUCAGCCAGGAGGAUACGUCAUGAACCUGAAGUGAUACAGGAGGAGAUAGUACAGAGGAUCAGGAUUCAACGAAUUGUCCAAGCUCAAGAUGAAGAGCGUUGGAUUGUCAAUCUCAAGACAUAUCUAAGUGGCGAUGUGUUAAACUUGGAUGCGGUAGAAGUGAAGAUGUGCGCCAAACUGGCGCCGGAAUACGAGAUCGAUGAGAACAAUCUGCUAUUUUUUUGCCCCAUGGCGAAAAGAGAGUCGGAAGAUCGCGAUGGUUUGAUGCGGUUGGUGAUCCCUGAGACGUUGCAGCAGGAUUUUUUGCAUCACUAUCACACGAGUCUGGAAGGAGGCCAUCAGGGUAUUGGCCGAACCUAUCAGAGGAUCAGAUCGCGAUUUCAUUGGAUAGGACUGUAUCGGAGCGUUCAACGAUAUGUGGGCGAAUGUACCGACUGUGAGACCGGGAAAGGAAACCCGAUGAUUCAUGGGAAAUCCCUGGGCAAUCUACACGCAACCUAUCCAUUCCAGAUCAUCGCCAUGGAUCAUAUACCGUCGUUGCCCAAGUCCAUCAAGGGGAACACCGAACUGCUCAUUUGGGUCGACCUUUUCUCGGGAUAUGUGAUUGCAAAGGCUAGCUCCUCUCGGACGGCACAAACAAUAGCGGAGAAUUACGAAGAAUGUGUGUUUCGACGCUUCGGAGCUAGCGAGGCUAUCAGGCACGAUCGAGAACCGGGAUUUAUGUCCGACUUCUUUCGAGCCUUCAGUCGGAUCGUAGGACAAAAACAUCGUGCUACUAUGGCUUACAGGCCACAAGCAAAUGGAACAGCCGAACGAAUGGUGCAAACCCUGACACAUUCGCUCAAGAUGUACGUGGCUGAAGUUGACCAGCGAGACUGGGAUGAGUAUGCUGAGCGGCUCACCUUUGCCAUUAACACUGCACAAGAUCGGAUCCGGGGGAAUACCCCGUUUUAUCUGAUUCAUGGGUGGGACCCGCGAUCGACUUUGGAGGCUACGCUACCAGUGGGGAAUACGGGGACACGAGAUCGCGAUCCAAAGAGGUGGAGAUACAAAAUCCAAAGACAAUACCUGCGAGCCCGAUCUGCAGUGAACGAUCGUUUACAAGCCGCGAUCCAGGAGCGAGCAGAUCGAUACAACGAAGAUCUGGAACCACACGAGAUCGAAGUAGGAGCGCAAGUUUGGCUAUACCUGGACCGAGUUAAAGAGGGAUAUGCGAAGAAGCUAGCGCACAUGUGGCAUGGGCCAUUCCGAGUUGCGGACGUAAAGACGUUCCCUGAACGCCCGAAGGAUCAGCUUACGAUAGAGGAAUCAGAUCGCUUGGAUUUCGAUGAAGCUCUGCUGCCAGAAGACAGUUGGGAUGGCGAUCUUGAAGAAGGGGAAUACGAAGUAGAGGCAAUAUUGGACGUGCGAUCUGGUAGAAAAACCCGUUAUGGGCGAGUACACCGGCAGUUUCUGGUGAAGUGGAAGGGAUAUCCCGAUCUAAGUUGGGUGGACGAGGCCGAUCUACGUUGUGGGGCGAUCUUGCAAGAGUUUGAGCGGAACCGAGUGAGUCGAAACCGUUUCGACGUAAUGCAGUCUCAUGAAGGCAAGUCGGACGAACCUUAA